Messenger RNA from Phragmites australis (common reed), 1480 nucleotides. Its product is annotated as zinc finger transcription factor YY1-like. Gene Ontology annotation, cellular component: transcription regulator complex; PcG protein complex. The record is from RefSeq and is a predicted model, not a curated record. Lineage: Eukaryota; Viridiplantae; Streptophyta; Magnoliopsida; Poales; Poaceae. The transcript is spliced from 6 exons. Gene Ontology annotation, molecular function: DNA-binding transcription factor activity, RNA polymerase II-specific; RNA polymerase II cis-regulatory region sequence-specific DNA binding. The coding region runs from base 99 to 1247 and encodes 382 amino acids. Gene Ontology annotation, biological process: regulation of transcription by RNA polymerase II.
CCCGAGCCAGCUUGUCUGCUAGAGAGAGAGAGAGAGAGAGAGAGAGAGAGAAAGAGAAGAAACCCUAGCGAUCGAUCGAGACGCAGCGAGGGAGGGCGAUGGAGUACCCGGCGGCGGUGGCCGGAUCGGGAGGCUACAAGUACUGCUACCCGCCGCCGGCGAAGCCGCACUCGCACUCGCAGCCGCUUCGCCGCCCGCCGCGCCCCGCCGCCCGAUGGGUCAAGCAAUGGAUCCCUCAGGAUCUCGCGGCCUCCGGCGGCAAAUGCUCCCUCUUCAAGUGGGUCAAAGAGGAUGGGUACAAGAAUUCCAAGGAUAACCUCAAAGGUCCGGAGGUAGAGGCCCCCAAGCCUGAACCGACCAUGGAGAUCCUUUUCCUCUGCAGUUACGAUAAUUGUGGCAAGAGCUUUGUAGAUGUCAGUGCUCUCAGGAAGCAUGCGCAUGUGCACGGGGAGAGGCAGUAUAUCUGCCAGGAGCCUAACUGCGGGAAGAAAUUUGUUGAUAGCUCCAAGUUGAAGAGACACCAUCUUACUCACACAGGACAAAAGGAUUUUGUUUGUCCUCAUCCAGGCUGUGGUAAGGCCUUCUCAUUGGAUUUUAACUUGCGGUCGCACCUGAAAACACAUGCAUUGGAGAAUUAUCAUAUAUGCCCGUUCCCAGCAUGUGGUAAAAGAUUUACAAGCGACUCCAAACUAAGAGUCCAUGUCAAGGCACAUGAAAAGACUGGAACUCCUGUACCAGUGCAACAUACGCCACCAUCAGAAAAACUGCAAAGCACCGUGAAGCCUUCUACUCCAGCAACCACAAGCUAUGCUGAGCGCCCCUAUGUCUGCCCCUACGAAGGUUGUGACAAAGCAUACAUUCACAGUUACAAAUUGAACCUUCAUCUAAAAACUCAGCAUCCUGAACACGGUCAAGAGGAAAAUGGUAAGGUCAGCAUGCCUGUUGGUCAGCAUGCUGUGAAUGAUCCCACCUAUCAGUAUAAUUAUGCUGAGAUUGGUGACACCGCACCAAACCCAAAAAGAAGCAAGACGAAACGAGUGCACAAGGUCCCUUCAUCUAAAGUGUACAAUGCCAAGGUAUCCAGUGCAAUGCCUGCCAAUAUCAGUGGUGUCAAGAACCAGUGGUCAGGUAAGGCUAUGUACGAAGAUGAUAGUGAAGAGACGGAAGAAGAUGGUGGCGACAGCAUUGAAGAUGGCUGGAGAUAUGGCAACAAUGUUGAUGAUGAGGAAACACAGGAUGAAGAUUGACCAGCAGCUCCUCUUCUUCCCUUUACUGACAUCCUGCUGAGGUGCAUCCAAGUUAGAUGUGGUGGUCUGUCCCCUUUUAGUUUCUGCAAAUUCUAGACACUGGUAAUUAGUGGAUAUUUUUUAACUUUAACAGUAGACAGUAGUCGGCUUAGAUUGUGCAUGGAUAUAAAUUAUUAUCUGUUAAUCUGUUCCUGAAUAUCGGCCUCUCCAGAAAACCUCUGUUCCCAGUAAUA